AACGCACUUCAUCACUUGUUCGCUUCUUUCGUGCUGUUGAUUUCAAAACUUUUGCUCCUCGAUUUGCAUAAUUUGGCAUUAACUAACAAGUCAUAUUCGUUGACUUCUUAUAUAUUAAAACAUUGCUAGAUUAAUAAUGGAAAACAAACCGACGGUGCUGAUAUUGGGAGGGUGUGGAUUCAUCGGCCGUAAUAUGGUUACUUAUUUGAUAGAAAAUGAUUUGACUGAGGAAAUACGUGUAGUGGAUAAAACGCCUCCACAAAUGGCUUGGCUGAACGACCGACAUAAUCAAGCUUUUGAUAACAAAAAAGUGGAAUUUUGCAGCGCUAAUCUCAUAAAUGCCGCGUCUUGUAAGAAUGCCUUCGCCCCACACCCCAUAACAGGGCGUACGUGGGAUCUAGUUUUCAACUGUGCAGCAGAGACACGUCCAAAUCAAACAGAAGCUGUCUAUAAGGAAGGAAUACUUAAAUUAAGUAUGAAUUGUGCCCAUGAAGCAGCAAACAUAAAAGUAAAGCGAUUUAUAGAGCUAAGUUCCGGUUGCGUUAACAGUUCGGAGAAGGUGCCACAAAAGGAAGAAUGUAAGCAUGAGCCAUGGACUUCUCUGGCGAAACAAAAGUUGAAGGUCGAGCGUGAGCUUGAAACACUAAGUGAUGUGUUGGAUUAUACGGUUGUAAGACUGCCAAUCGUCUAUGGGUUAGGAGAUAAGCGCUACUUGAUGCCUCGCGUUAUUGUGGCUGCAAUAUACAAGUAUUUGAACGAGUGUAUGAAGUUGCUAUGGAAUGAGUCUAUGCGUCUUAAUACUGUGCAUGUUGAUGAUGUUUGUGCGGCGAUGUGGUUUUUAGCACUUAACCCAGCCGCUGCUGGUGAAAUAUACAACAUCGUCGAUGACGCUGAUUCAACUCAGGGAAUUAUAAGUGACAUAUUAUCGGAUGUAUUUUCAAUAAAUGUUGAUUACUUUGGCGUGGUCAUGUCGAAUUUGACAAAGUUAAGCCUCUCAGAUACAGUGAGUGAUGUAAAUGAUAAACACAUGACGCCAUGGGCGGAGAUAUGUCAAAAGAAUGAAAUCAAUAAUACACCGUUAACGCCAUAUUUAGACGAAGAGCAAUUGUAUCACAAACACUUAUAUUUAGAUAAUACAAAAUUAAAGACUGCAGGAUAUGAGUUGAUGGUGCCUAAGUUAACGCGUGAUCAUGUAAUUGAGAUCAUUGAAGAUUAUAUAAAACAAAAACUUUUUCCAAAAUCUCUAAUGGUUUAAAAUUUGCCACCACUAACUUGGUACUAAAUUAGGAAUAUAUGUGAAUUAAAUCAAUUAAAAUAAUAUAAUAUAAACUCAAGUUACUGGAUGUUAAAAAGAGUUAUUCAAAGCUGAUAUUAAUGUAACAAUUAAAGACAUUAUAAGACCUAAGUUCUUUUUGUACACAUUUAAUGUACUACGCCGAUAUGAUCUAAAGUGUACUUAUAGUAUUACUGUAAAGUAAGAUUUUUAAAUAGAAGACUAAAACGAAUUUUAACGUUUUACGUAUCUAUGUAUUCGUAUCUACUCACAUAAUUAUUUUAUCAAAAAAUUUUACAUAAAUGAUAUUUUA
Molecule: messenger RNA, 1586 nt
Organism: Bactrocera tryoni
Lineage: Eukaryota; Metazoa; Arthropoda; Insecta; Diptera; Tephritidae
Exons: 5
Coding region: 137-1255 (372 amino acids)
Source: RefSeq, a predicted model, not a curated record